GCGCCACCAGCAGCUCAUCGACGCCCAGGCCUUCAACAAGUGGCUGGCGGAGCGGCGGCUGAGGAAGGAGGGCGAAUCCCACGCCGACUCAACCGGAGGAACACGUCCGAGUCGGGAGCCUACGGGGGGCUCAUGUAAAAUGGAGCUAGUGCUGGUGGUGCGGGAGGGCGUGUGGAUGCUGGCGUCCGAGGCCGUGGAGAUCCCCCUGGCCUUCGAGCAUGAGCUGGAGGAGCACGAGGAGGGGCAGGAGAUCCUGGGGCUGCUGAAGCGCCGCUGGACGAUGCCGCGCCGCGUGGCCCUGCAGUACGACACGCGGACGAGCUAUCUGUGCGAGGCGGUGGAGCGGGCCAGCGAGCUCAGCUACCUGGGGAAGCGGGGCCUGCGGGUCCUGGGCUACAUCGCCGAAGGAGAGCCCCUCCCCAUCACCUAUCCAAACCGCAACGCAUCCAUCCUGACUUCCAGUCACUUCUGGCUUCAGGACCUCCCCGACAGCACGGAGCCCGAGACCGUGGACCCUGCAGCAGCCUUUGAGGAUGAUCGGGAAGGGUACGAUGGCGCGCCCUUCCCCAGGCGCGACUUCCUGCGCCCCCGGCCCUUCGACCUGGACAGCGAGUCGGGGCCGUGGACCCAGGCCAGGCUCUGA
This is a messenger RNA of Symbiodinium natans, 643 nucleotides long. NCBI's taxonomy places the organism in Eukaryota, Dinophyceae, Suessiales, Symbiodiniaceae. The record is from the annotation of a GenBank genome assembly.